This is a messenger RNA of Talaromyces atroroseus, 564 nucleotides long. RefSeq lists its product as hypothetical. The transcript has a single exon. The coding region runs from base 1 to 564 and encodes 187 amino acids. Lineage: Eukaryota; Fungi; Ascomycota; Eurotiomycetes; Eurotiales; Trichocomaceae. The record is from RefSeq and is a predicted model, not a curated record.
AUGCAUUUCUCACUUAUUUCAGUGGCUCUUAUUGCUGGUGUUAUGGCAGCUCCUGUCCCAGACACGGAUGCCACACCGGUGAUGCUUGCUUAUGAUGCUAGUGAUGCCCCUGAAGGCGCAACUCCAGUGAUGCUGGCCUACGACUCCUCCAAGGCCAAGCGUUCAACUCCGGUAAUGUUGGCUUAUGAUGCCAGUGAUGCCCCGGAGGAUGCUACUCCUGUCAUGCUUGCCUAUGACAGCACUUCUGAGAAGCGUUCGGCCCCAGUUAUGCUGGCUUAUGAUUCCAAGACUAGGCGGUCCACUCCGGUUAUGUUAGCCUACGAUGCCAGCGAUGCUCCCGAGGGUGCUACGCCUGCUAUGCUUGCUUAUGACAGCACAAGUGAGAAGCGUUCAGCCCCAGUCAUGUUGGCAUACGAUGCCAGUGAUGCUCCUGAGGGCGCCACUCCUGUCAUGCUUGCUUAUGACAGCACUACUGAGAAACGCUCCAAUGCAGUGAUGCUCCAGUAUGACCCGAAGAACGUUUCGGAAGAUGCCACUCCUGUCAUGCUGUCUUAUGACGCAUAA